This is a messenger RNA of Anneissia japonica, 1886 nucleotides long. Its product is annotated as patched domain-containing protein 3-like. Gene Ontology annotation, cellular component: membrane. Lineage: Eukaryota; Metazoa; Echinodermata; Crinoidea; Comatulida; Comatulidae. The coding region runs from base 65 to 1798 and encodes 577 amino acids. The record is from RefSeq and is a predicted model, not a curated record. The transcript has 10 exons.
GCUGAUCUAUACACCUGUCCACUCCGUCUUACCUUUCCUUUUACUUGGAAUCGGUGUGGAUGAUAUGUUUGUGAUUGUUCAGUCCUGGGCAAAUUUGAGCGAAGAGGAGAAAAAGAAAUCCGUUCACGAACAAAGUUCACUCGCUUUAAAACAUGCAGGUGUAUCCAUCACCGUCACAUCUAUAACAGACUUCAGCGCCUUUGCAAUCGGAGCAACUACCAUUUUACCGGCACUGCGUUCAUUCUGUCUUUACUGCGGCAUCGGUAUCAUUUUCUUGUUCAUAUUCAGCAUUCUGUUCUUUACAGCAACGCUUUCGUUAGAUCAGCGACGAAUCAACAGCAGACGUAACGCUUGCUGCUGUUGUAUUCAGUAUGGAGAUGACUACGAACCGUCAGAAUGUGGUCAGGAAGAUAGGUUUCAGAAGUUUUUUGAAGUAGUAUAUGCACCUUUUCUGACAAAAACUCCUGUUAAAGUUGUAGUCUUGACCAUCACUGUCUGUUUACUUGGCUUUGGAAUAUGGGGUUUGAUUGAAUUAGAACAGUUUUUUAAUUUCCGGUGGUUCUUGCCUUCUGACAGUUACGCAACAGAAUUCAUAGACGCCAGCGAACGCUAUUACCCACAGAAUGGUGACAAUGCAGCAAUUUACCUCAACAAUAUUGACUUGUUUCGUGAGCGUUCAAAGGUAGAUGCCCUAUACAAUGAUGUGAUCGACGAAGACUACGUCGAUUCGUCAUCAUUUUCUAACUGGUAUGAAGAAUUCGGACAAUGGAUUAAGGAAAAUAAAGCUAACGAGCAAGAAUAUAACAACGUAACUAUGUGGCCUGAUACGGAGCAAGCAUUUCAAGCCUGGGUCCAAGAGUUUCUUCUUCACCCCAUGGGUGGUGUUACAUAUACAUCCGAUGUCAUUAUCAAUGGUGAAUCGAGCACAUUUGAAAUUAUUACUUCUCGAAUCACUUUCCAGCACGUCGUUUUCAAAGGAUCAACAGAGGAAGUUGAAGCUAUGGACUCCAUACAAGCGUUAGUGAACAGCUAUGAUUUUGAAGGGGACGGCUAUGCUUUUGCUUACUCAACAUUUUACCUGGAUUAUGAACCGAAUAAGGUAAUUCAAGAUGAAUUAUUGCGGAAUAUGGGGCUCGCCUGUCUGUGUGUGUUUGUUGUCAUUUUGCUGCUGCUUGCCAAUUUACAAGCUUGCUGUCUCGUGUUUUUAUCGGUCUUCCUCACUUUGAUCGAUCUUGCUGGAUUCAUUCAUCACUGGGGGCUUACUAUCGAUACGGUAGUCACCAUCCAACUCAUAUUGUCGAUUGGUAUCGCUGUUGAUUAUGCCGCUCACAUUGGCCACACGUUCCUAACUGUAACAGGAACGAGAAAUGAACGUGCUCGAAAAGCAAUAACGGACAUUGGGCCUGCUGUCUUUAACGGUGGAUUUAGUACACUAUUAGCUUUCGUUUUGUUAUCACUAUCAACAUCUUAUAUAUUUAAGACAUUUUUUAAGAUAUUUUUCCUGGUUGUUUUAUUCGGUUUGUUCCAUGGCCUAGUUUUACUGCCAGUCCUACUCAGCUGGAUUGGGCCUGCUCCAUAUGCGUCAGCGGUUCAAGUUGAUGCUGCAAACUCCACUCAGAAUGGCUCUGUAAAGAAUAACUCAAGUAAAGACCAAAGUAACCACGCCACCAACGGAGCAAUCAUCAACCCAGAUUCGCCCUCAGAGAAAGCUGACUUCGAUAACCCAGCAUAUGAUGGCGAGGUUGCCAGUGUACCACGUAGUGCUGAGGAAAAAAUUCAAAUGAAGGAUGUAGUUUAAAAAGUAAAAGUUUAAAAUAAUAUUUUAUCAUAUCAAAACAAUUUAUAGCAAAUUUAUGUAUAUAUAUAUAUGUAUAGGUAUAUACAUA